Molecule: messenger RNA, 450 nt
Organism: Paraphaeosphaeria sporulosa
Lineage: Eukaryota; Fungi; Ascomycota; Dothideomycetes; Pleosporales; Didymosphaeriaceae
Exons: 1
Coding region: 1-450 (149 amino acids)
Source: RefSeq, a predicted model, not a curated record
AUGUUCCAUGCCCAGGAAAGUCGCAUGACCCGUAGUCAGGGAUGGCGUGCAGACGGCUACGACAUGGGCGGCGCAAACGCCCGAGGAGCAGGAUCCCAUUGCGACGAACCCACCCCUAUAAAUAGAAACAAUCUUUGGUAUGUCGGUGCUGCGCAAGGCAGCAUGCCCAUGGGCUUUUACACGCGAUUCCAGGUAUGGGCUUGGACUCUUUUCAACACUGGCUACAUGUCCACGCCCGGCAUCUCGCCCAUUUUAUCGGGGGCAACGUUUCGACGGAAUGGCGAUAUCGACUUAACGAAUCAACCAGCGUUCCUGCAGUGGGGCGAUGAGUCCUCUGAGUUUAGCGGUGCCAACCCAUAUUCCAUCUCUUUUAGGAUACGCAGGGAUACAAACGAUCGUAACGGCUACGCCUACGAAUUUGGCAUCCCAGAUCCUGGGAACCCGAAUUAA